AUGCAUAAAGAAUACAGAAAACCUGGUAAUCGUUCUCCAACAUUUACUGUAUGUGAAAAUGAACCUAGAAUUAUCAUAGCUCAUACAAGUGCACAUCAAUUUGAAAUAAUAAAACGUGGUUUAAAUAAUUUUCUAGUCAUUGGUGAUGUUUAUAGAAGGGAUGAAAUUGAUAAAACACAUUAUCCAUGUUUUCACCAGAUGGAAGGUGUUAGAAUAUAUGAACCAGACGAAUUAUAUGGAGAUAAAGAAGGUCCAAAUAAAUUUAAUUUUUUUGAAAAUGGAGAAAGAACUAAUCAGAAACAGGAAUGUCAUACAAUUGAUGCUACAAAAAUACUUGAAUUUCGUUUAAAAAAUACAUUAGAAAAUAUAUGUCGUAUGUUAUUUGGAAAUGGGGCAGAAAUACGUUGGGUAGAAGCAUAUUUUCCUUUUACACAUCCCUCCUAUGAAUUAGAAGUUUUUUAUGAAGGAAAAUGGCUUGAAGUUCUUGGAUGUGGUAUAAUUGAACAAAAGUUAUUACAAAAUGCUGGAUGUGGAAAUAAAGUUGGAUGGGCUUUUGGAUUAGGAUUAGAACGAUUAGCUAUGAUUCUGUAUAAAAUCCCUGAUAUACGUUUAUUUUGGUCAAAAGAUACAGGAUUUUUGUCACAAUUUAAAGGAGUAAAACCAGAAGAUAAUAUAAUAUAUAAACCUAUAUCAUCUCAUCCCCAAUUAUAUAUGGAUAUAUCUUUUUGGUUACCUGAAAAUAUUUCAACAAAUGAUAUGACAUCAAAUUUUUAUGAUAUUAUUCGUUCUGUUGGUGGUGAUAUCAUUGAACAAGUAUCAUUAAUGGAUGAAUUUUUUAAUAAAAAUAUAGGAAAAACAUCACAGUGUUAUCGAAUUACUUACAGAAGUAAUGAGAAAAGUUUAACUAAAGAGGAAGUAAAUAAUAUACAUACAAAUAUUGGUAAUAAUCUUAUUAAUCAAUUUAAUGUUGUUAUUAGAUAG
Messenger RNA from Strongyloides ratti, 981 nucleotides. Its product is annotated as Phenylalanine--tRNA ligase, mitochondrial. Gene Ontology annotation, cellular component: cytoplasm; mitochondrion. Gene Ontology annotation, molecular function: ATP binding; phenylalanine-tRNA ligase activity; tRNA binding. NCBI's taxonomy places the organism in Eukaryota, Metazoa, Nematoda, Chromadorea, Rhabditida, Strongyloididae. Gene Ontology annotation, biological process: phenylalanyl-tRNA aminoacylation. The record is from RefSeq and is a predicted model, not a curated record. The transcript has 4 exons. The coding region runs from base 1 to 981 and encodes 326 amino acids.